Gregarina niphandrodes is the source of this 434-nucleotide messenger RNA. RefSeq lists its product as hypothetical. The record is from RefSeq and is a predicted model, not a curated record. The transcript has a single exon. Lineage: Eukaryota; Apicomplexa; Conoidasida; Eugregarinorida; Gregarinidae. The annotation marks the transcript as partial.
CGCUUGUCUUUCCGACGGGGGCAGCAACCAAUCACGGCCUUCCCAGCUGGCGACGCCCCAACUGCAGACGAACACCCGGCUUCCCUCGCCCCAGAAACAUCAAAGGGGCAAAUCAGCGGCCGGGGAAACCCGAACCGAGUCUGCUGGAGCCCAAGACGUUAUCACACGCAACAACACUUCUGAAAACCGCGCCGACGGCCACGGCCGGGGCGAACUCAGAGAUCGAGGCGAGCUCAGGGAUCGCGCUGAGGCCAAAGAGCGAGGUGAGACUACUAAAGGUCGGAUUGAGACUAAAGGCCGGGGUGAGGCCAAAGAGCGAGGUGAGACUAAAGAUCGAGGAGAUACUAAGGACCGAGGUGAUACUAAAGAUCGAGGUGAGAUCAAAGACCGAUCCGGCGACCCGCGACACAAAGCCGAGAGAUCGGACGGCGGCC